UAGUCCCAAACCCCAGGCUAGCCAAGUACAAACUUGACCUCGUCUUGCAAAGAUUUGCUUUGCACCCAACCGUUAUAAUUGGUACAGGAUAGAAUAAGACAAGAAUUUGCUUUAUCAACCUUUUUAAUUGUUAAAAUGUGAAAAAUAAAUAAGAAUUCAGUUUCAAAAAGCUUUAUUGUGAACAAUGUCUUGGAUAUACAACUGAAAAGAUAAGUUUUACAUACCCUCGAAGGCUGAUAUGUUAUCUUUUGCUACAGGUAUCUCCUAAUUGUAUAUUGUAGUUUCAACAUGAUAACAUUAUUGCUAUUGAUUGUAGAUUAGUGUUUCAUAUAUUGUGACAAAUUGUUUCCAAUGUAUUUUAAUAACAUUUAGUUUUAUGGACUUAAGCCAACAGUACUAGGAAUUGGGACUAUUCUCCUGAGCAUAAUAAUCGAAGUGCCCGUAUUGACGUGGAGGCAGUGCACACAAAUCAAUACAACAACACUAUGUCAAAUCCAAACUAUAGUUUUGAUGAGCCCAAAACGAUUGAAGAACCGGAGGCUGUUCCUCAAACGAACCACAACUUCUGGACUAUAGAAUACUAUCAGAAAUAUUUUGAUGUUCACACAAAUGAGGUGGUUGAGCGGAUUAUAUCCUCUGUACUACCACAAAAGGUGUCUCGCAACUACUUUGAUGAAAGGAUCAAGGGAAAACCUGAUCUGUAUGGACCUAUUUGGAUUUCUGUCACCCUGAUAUUCACAAUAGCAGUAAGUGGUAACAUAGCUAGUUACUUGCACAAUGCCAAUAAGAAAGGAUUUGUAUGGCGUUAUGACUUCCACCUGGUGUCUAUUGCUGCAACGGCCAUCACCUGCUACGUAUGGAUCGUACCACUCGCUCUCUGGGCAGCGUUAAAAUGGACCACCACUACUGAUGGACAUGAUGAAAUAGAGAAUCAGGAUGCAAAGUCACCAACAAUGAUGUCAUUGUUCUGCCUGUAUGGAUACUCACUCUCCAUUUACAUACCCGUGGCAGUACUAUGGACAAUUCAAGUGUUCUGGCUGCAAUGGCUCUUUGUGUUAAUGGCAGCUUUUGUCUCCGGAGCCGUCCUCAUAUUCUGGCUCAUGCCAGCACUAAGAAAAUCUCGAUAUUUCCUAAUUCUAAUUGGGUCUAUUCUCGCUUUUCAUUUCCUUUUAGCAGCUGGUUUUAUGUUGUACUUCUUCCAUCAACCUAACACGGGUGAUGAUACUAUUGUUACGACUGUGAAGCCCUAAUGGAAUUGUAUUUAUGUAGUUUAUUUUUUUUAUAUUGGGGCAAAAUCUGUAUACUCUAUUGUCACACUUUGAGGAUCAGUUGACAUAGUUUAUACUUGACUUUUUGAUAAUGCUAAGUACAAUUUCAUUGUGCUAUGUACAAAAUCGUUUGAAGAUCAUGGUGAAUACAGAUUUUGACCCAAGUAGUUCAUUUAUUUAUACUAUAGGUAGGCAGGAAUUUGUGAUGGGGAUGACAUUAACAUCCCGCUUACGUUAUGCCAUCUUAUUAUAGUAUUGAACAGUGAUAUGUUUACUAUUUCACGUUAUUUUAUAUAAGAUACUAUAGCUACUUCAAGUACGUUAAGUGAUGAGUUUCAAAGUAUUUUUGACGCACACAGGUAUAAAAGUUGCUUUAAAUUAUAUCAUUGUUUAAUAAAUUAUUAUGUUUCGCCAUGCGUUUCAAGCGUCGCGGGUCGCGAAAUGCUGCUC
Molecule: messenger RNA, 1718 nt
Organism: Spodoptera litura
Lineage: Eukaryota; Metazoa; Arthropoda; Insecta; Lepidoptera; Noctuidae
Product: protein YIPF1
Biological process (GO): vesicle-mediated transport
Cellular component (GO): Golgi apparatus; membrane
Molecular function (GO): small GTPase binding
Source: RefSeq, a predicted model, not a curated record